This is a messenger RNA of Platichthys flesus (European flounder), 5407 nucleotides long. It is a transcript of the gene dclk1a, whose product is annotated as doublecortin-like kinase 1a. Bases 113 to 1240 code for a protein of 375 amino acids. Gene Ontology annotation, molecular function: ATP binding; protein kinase activity. Gene Ontology annotation, biological process: intracellular signal transduction; protein phosphorylation; photoreceptor cell development. Lineage: Eukaryota; Metazoa; Chordata; Actinopteri; Pleuronectiformes; Pleuronectidae. Gene Ontology annotation, cellular component: axoneme. The transcript has 7 exons. The record is from RefSeq and is a predicted model, not a curated record.
AGGGGGGGUCUCUCUAUGCAGGAUCCAGGACUGGAAUCACACUUCACCAUCAGCGACCAGCUCACUGAACUCUUUUCUUUCGUAUCUGCAGGGAAACCCAGCGUCAGCCAGGAUGGAGCUGACCGUCAGGGAAGCGUUAAUCGCGCGUUUGGACAGCACGGCCGUUGUCGUGAGCCUCGGCAGCGAGAUGGAGUUGGAGCACUUCGACGAUCGGGACAAAGGUCAGAGGCACGGCCGCUCCAGUGCGCGGAUGAACGGGGUGGCGAGCCCGACGCACAGCGCCCACUGCAGCCUGUACCGGACCCGCACCCUGAAGACGCUGAGCGCGGAGAAGAGGGCCAUGAAGGUCCGCUUCUACCGCAACGGAGACCGCUACUUUGACGGGAUAGUGUACGCCAUCUCCGUGGACAGGUUCCGGACCUUUGACGCACUGCUGGCCGAUCUGACCCGCGCUCUAUCCGACAAUGUCAACCUGCCCCAGGGGGUCCGGACCAUCUACACCCUGGAUGGCUCCAAGAAGAUCGCCUGUGUUGAUCAACUUGUGGAAGGUGACAGUUACGUCUGCAGCUCCAUUGAAGCUUUCAAAAAGUUGGAUUACACAAAGAACGUCAACCCCAACUGGUCGGUGAACGUCAAGGCGGCGGCGGCGUCCUCCCGCGGCCCUCCAUCCCUGGGCAGCGCCAAGGCCAGCGGGCCGGAGAACCGCGAAAACAAGGAGUUCAUACGUCCGAAGCUGGUGACAGUGGUGCGGAGCGGCGUGAAGCCCCGCAAGGCUGUGAGGAUCCUGCUGAACAAGAAGACCGCCCAUUCCUACGAGCAGGUCCUCACCGACAUCACCGACGCCAUCAAGCUUGACUCCGGAAUAGUGAAGAAGAUCUACACACUGGAGGGGAAACUGGUGUCAUGUUUGCAGGACUUCUUCGGGGACGAGGACAUUUUUGUUGCGUGUGGACCGGAGAAGUACCGCUACCAGGAUGACCUGAUGCUGGACGAAGGCGAGUGUCGUAUGAUGAAGUCGGUGAACUACGGGAAGAUGUCCGGCUCCCUGACCAGAAGCUCCCCCAGAACCGUCGUCCAAACCCGACGCAGCAAGUCUCCUGCAUCCUUGAACGGGACGCCGGCCAGUCAGCUCUCCACUCCUCAUUCGGGAAAAUCUCCCAGCCCCUCCCCGACCAGCCCGGGCAGCCAACGCCGGGAAAAGGACAAAGCUGUGACUGAGCAUAGGCCGACUACAUCUUAGAGUUGUUAGAAUUCGAAGGAACCACAACAUCCCAGCGUCUAUAAUGUCUAAGGGGCGAGGUGUUGACCUUUGACCUCUUGCUGUGCUGCUAUGGGAGUCCAACACAGGCAGGCUCAUGUCAAGACCCAGUUAUGUUACCAAUGUUAUGUUAACCUGACUUAAAGGGCAAAUCCCCCCCCCCCCCCCCCAUACCCCCAUCGUGCUAAUUCCCACAAAUAAAGCUCUUCGUGCAGAACUCUCUCUGCCUUUGGUAGCUCAACAGCGAAUUAUGCUAUCACUGACUUUUCCAUGUGACCCCAUCUGUCAGACGGCAGUUUGUCUGAUCUAAUCUGAUCUAGAGAUGAGGCCGACAAUUGGCUUUGUGCUUCAACCUUCAACCUUUUUUUAAAAAAGGGUUUGCAUCCCCUGUCAGCUACCAGGCAGUGCGUCUCUGCAUGUUGUCAUAAAGGAAAGACCCAAACAUUACUGAUCUUUUGAUCAGGGAUGACCUUUUUUAUCAAGUUGUGUCAUUUUGUACAUGUCUUAUUCUGUGAGAGUUCUAGAAAGACAGUUUUAUACUAGUAUAUAUUUGAUCACUGCAGCCAGUAAUUGGCCUGGGUUUUAAAAAAAAUGCUUUGAAAAGUCAAAACUCUAUUUUCUGUAGCGAACAGUGAGGAAAGGACCUGAGAUGCAAACUCGCUUUGUGCACUGUUUAUCUUGUUGUCACUGUAAAAUACUGCUGUGCAGAGCAGGAGCAUGCAAGUGAACCGGAUAACCUUGAAUCUCACUUUAGAGAGGUUAAUUGAAUGUUCAAGGUGAGUGUGUGUGUGUUUGUGCUUCGUUCGAGAUCAAGUAUGUGUUAAUCCAGUCUUUGACAGUCAUGGUGAGCUUUUAAUAUCAGCCUCAAUCCCAACAGCCGCUCUUUAAUUUGCAGAAGCCUCCUAAGCCCGUUGCUGAUCUAGAUUUCGCUCCAUCGUAAACAAACACAGAACGUUCAGCUCACGUCACACACACAUCAGAGAAGUGUUUGUGUAUGUGGACCUGGGAUUUGCUCAUACGGGCUCCAGCCUGCAAGGGUCUUGUGUAUUUCUUAAGCAUUUGGACCAAAUCAAAUCUCAGUAUGAGUAUGUACUUAUUUAGAUAUUUAUUUGUGAGGGCACAAAACUUAUUGAGGGUAUAGAAAACAAGAAAGUGGAGAAACUUUAAUGGGGCACAGCGUGAUUGUAAAUUACUUUUGCACAGAACUGAGUACGUGUGGCUGAGUGUAUGAGUGACUUUACUAAAGCCACAUACACAAACAAAUAUAUAGAUCCUUAAUUAAGAAAGUAAACAUAUUUAUUUGACGUAUUUGACAUAAAUAUACAUAAUUUCUGCUUUGUUUAGUCUGCACAACAAAAGUUUUCCUAUCAGCGCGUAUCGACAAACAUAAAUGCCGAUACGGUCUGAUCCGUCUGUUAAAAGGCUCAUAUCGGCCGAUACAUUAGUCGGGCUCCACCAUGUUCACUAAAAUCAGCGCAGUAUUCAGAAUUCCUCUCCUGCUUCAGUCCCUUGCUCCAUUUGACGGUGGAGAGUUUGGCCCUCAGGCUUGUGACUCCAUCAGUGAUGGGGUUGUAUUGAUGUGAUAUGAAGGUCAGCCCAGACAACAGGAAACAGAUCAAAUUGGGGCUGCGGGGACUGAGAGGAGGUCAAGGUGCAGCAGAGCUUCCAGAGUGGUCUGCACAAAGGAAGUGGGUCAGCACAGAUUGAAUGGGAAAGAGGACGGGAGGUGCCCUCGUCUAUAAAGCCGCUCUUUCUUUCCUUCUGUCAAGUGAGUAAAUAAAUGGGGACAGUGAAUAAUUUAAGAUAAUUAUUGUAUUAUAAUUAAGAUCAUUAUAAGUAAUCAGUUUCAGUGGCUCCGCUCUUUCCACCCAGUGAGAUUCUGGCUACCCAUGAUGCACUGAGAGAAAUCACAUAUGCUUCCCCUCCCUCUCCACAAUCAGCCACGCCGGUUGUCGUUCUGCCUCCACCCACUUUUCUCCAUCAAACCCUAACCUCCACAAAUGGACCGUGUCGUGCAGUUCUGACCUCAGUGUAACGACUUGUAAGUUGUGGUUUUACACGACCAGCUGAGCGUGUGUGUUUCUCAAACAGAGAUUAUUCCAGGCUCUGCACUCACAGCCACUCCAUGCUAAGCCUGCACCGCUCUUGCCCGGAGAGAAGGGAGAGGAAGCCUCGCAGCCCAUUAUCUCCCCCCUCCACUCUGCAGCUCCUGCCAUAUUACAGUGGCAUAUUCUCUCCCGUACUUUUCCCCUAAUCGUCUCGUUAGCGAUCCUCCCCCUUUCCUCGUCCUCCCCGACACUUUCUAAUUUCCCCCCCACCCAUCCUCCUUUCUCUCUCCCCCAUGUGAAAGAGUAUUAACUUCACAGGGAAGAAAUCAUAUUCCACCAGUUCCCCUUGUAGAUUAAUUCUAAGCCUUUUUUGAGAAGUAGGCGCCAAGUUCCCGACACUAUAAUUUCACAUUUUCUCUCUGUCUAUGUUCCCCUUAUAUGUAAACAUGCAGGAAUAAUCUUAGAGUACUCAAAGUCAAAUCCUAAUAACUACGCUUUCAAUGGCAAGUGAUUAUGUUUCUCGCCCGUGUGGCUGAAAUGCAUAACUCAACAUAACAAAACCGUGACUCAGAAACUACCCUUUUCCUGAAUUUGAACAUCUCUGGUUUAAAAAUAGCUCGUAUCUUUUUGCCAGUAAAGCGCUGAAAGCUUCCACAAGCUAUUCACCAGGCAUGAAGCCUCAGUGACCCGCUACGAGCAUUGCAUUCCGAACGUUCACCUCUCUGGACCCUGCAUUUAAACACUAACAGGCACUUUGCUGCCUGAAGUAGGUUGAUCGCUGGGUUCAGACCAUCACAACCUAUUUCCCUGAGCAGAACAUGCAGAUCUAUAGCGUCUGCUUUUAUCCUUUCAUUUUCACACAUACGUAGCUGCAAGCCGAGACGUGCACACCUCUAGGUUCAUGUAGGCUUCAGAAAAAAUCACUUCUAUACAUGCUAUUUCCAUUUGUGCAUAGCUUCCUGCAGUUGGUGUUCGCUAGUAUGACCCAUUUUUAUGAUUUAGCAAUUGGUUUACAUUCAUGAAGUCAUCCGUCCUCCGACUCUUCCUUCUCCUUGGUACUUCUCACGGCCACUUGCUUCACUGAGAGCACUCAAGCUUUCCGUACUCACGUCGCUGUAAUAUUUAUCAUCAACCUUACAGACACACGCACCCACACAGAGAAGAAAACAGUUUCUGGUUUUAAAGCUCGUGGCAGAUGAAGUGGCCGAGCCGGCGCGGCCACGGCUCUUUCCUCUCGAUUAGAGAUGAGAUAAAAAAAAAAAAAAAACAGACCGGAGAAUAAAUCAGAGCGGAGACCGACAGACUGAAGGGAAGACAAACAGAUGGUGUGUGACACCAACACACAACUGAUUCAGUCAGGUGUCAGCGUGUGUGAGUGUGUGAGAGACAGAGAUAGCUAAGUGUUAGCUACAGUAUAUGUCAACUAUAUCCUCCUCUCACCAUUGAGUCAUUCAUGUGCAUAAUCCAUUGAGUUGCAUGCUCCAUCUCUUUUUCUUAUCGUCCAUAUUUUGUGUUGGGUGAUUCAUGAUUAAAUUAUGUGAGUGUGUGUCUGUGUGUGUGUGUGUGUGUGUGUGUGUGUGUGUGUGUGAGAGAGAGAAAGAGAGAGAGAGAGAACGAGGGCAGGCUGAGCCAGCAUGUGUCUAUUAUGAACUUGUGAAUUAUUGUCUCAUCUCCUCCAUGUGACUGUGCUGUUACAAUAAGGAUUGUAUUUGUUAUUUGUUGUGUUGUUGUCAUUAGAUGGUUUGUUCAUUUUUGUUCCUGUCGCUACCAGAGAUACUGGCGGCAGCACGCGAAGGGAACUGGUGGACUGGCUUAACCAGACCAUUCCAACGUGGUUUCCUAUUUACAUAUUUUUUUUAUAUUUAUUCCAUCUGAGAAUCUGUAACUUGAAAAAUUGGCACUGCCAUGAAAGAUAUGUAAAUAUGAAGGUAUCUGUGACAAAGUCUCUUCAAUAAUCCGGUGCAUCAUCUGUGUGUUGUGAUUUUCUGAUGUGAGGCUGCCAGCUCUUCAUGGCUCAUUUGUUUCUGUUUGUAUUUUCCUUGUCUAAUGUAUUAAUUUCCAUUUGUUCAUGUCAAUUAAAUUCAUUGUCAUUUCAUUUUAA